Molecule: messenger RNA, 5420 nt
Organism: Arvicola amphibius (Eurasian water vole)
Lineage: Eukaryota; Metazoa; Chordata; Mammalia; Rodentia; Cricetidae
Gene: Dorip1
Product: chromosome 7 C14orf28 homolog
Source: RefSeq, a predicted model, not a curated record
GCCGCCGCGGCGGGAGGGUGGGCGUGGCCGCGCGGGCGUGGACCCCUCCCCCUCUCUCCGGGAGGACUGCGAGUCCGGCCACCCUCGGUUGUGCGGUGUUCGGUUCCCGCGACAGGUGGUCCAGUCCUCCUGGGACACCCUGUGAUCCCUGGGCAUGACUGCGCGGGAAAGGGGUCAGGUUGAUGGAGAAAUUGCGGUUGGGGAGUUUCCCAGGCUCAGUGCAACUGAAGGGGCUGGGAUGGAGGCAGGUAAGAGCCAGCGAACACAUCCUCCAGUGAGUCCGUGCCAGAAACUCAAGGCUAUUUCAGUAAAGCUCUUUGCAGCCAGCUCUCCCUCCCCCCCUCCCGUGUUUUCAAGUUUUACAUUUGAACAACUGACCAGUUUAUUGCUGGAAUUUUAAGCGUGCUCAAGAUCAUUCCAGAGUUCCCUUAAAGAUAGGUUCGUGCCCUAUAUAUCCAUGCAGUCUGGGCGUUGCACAUUAUAAUCAUUGCUUUGCGGAGCUGUGGGUCACUUCUCAUUUGAUCACAGAAACACUAAGGAGUCAUUCUUCCUUUCCAGUAAAUUAUUUAGGAAUCCGAACUCAAGCCCCGAAACCUUGCGACAAAAUUCUUUAAAAUUCAAGAGAUAAAAUGAAGACCAUGAAAAGUGUUUCUCGUUUCAAAAAUGCCUUAAUGGCCAAGGAUUUUUUUUUUUUAAACUCUAAAUGAAACUGGUCAUUUUAUAUUAAGAAAUCUGUUUGUUUCCUUGGCGUCACAUUUGCCGCUCUCUGCUAUUUCAGAGUAAUUGAUGAGAGCCCGUGUGUUAACAUACUAUAUAUAAACACCCGGUUUUCAAACUAAAUAUAGUACCAAGUAAUUUAGAACGCAAUAUCGUAUCUCAAGUGGAAAGCAGUGUACGUGUUUAAUGUACAACAGAAUUUGCUAGUAGCACAGAAUGGUUUUGAACUUAAUUUUGAACAUAAAACUUAGAUUUAUCGUUGUGUUUGUGUUGUGUUUAGAAGGAUGUGAUAUUUGAAAAGAAAGGGUGGCCAAAAUAAGGCACUGGUGGUGCUCGCCUUAACUCCAGCACUUGGAAGGCAGAGGCAGGUGGAUUUCUGAGUUCUGUAGCCAGCCUGGGCUACAGAAUGAGUUCCAGGACAGCCAGUGCUACACAGAGAAACUCUAUCUUGAAAGAGAGGGAGGAAGGGAGAGACUGACUUUAGCCAUUUCUUCCUGUGUUUAUUGCUCAGAUAUAUCCCCUUUUCUUAAAACUUUUCUGUAAAAGUGAGUAUUAGAAGCAGUAUUGUAAUUUGUAGUUACUUUUUACAACUAAAGUGAAGCAGCUUUUGCAAAACAAUUUCAGCAAGUUCUGAGAAUCUCGUAGCAUGGCCUCUGUAGUUAACAUGAAGAUAAGCACAAUUCUAGGUUGCAAAUGAAUAUCCCAAGUGAAUAUAAAUAAUAGCUGUGCUAUUGUUAUAAGUGCUGUGUUCACUGGGCUUUUGGGGGGACCUUUUUUGUUUUUUUGUCUUUCAAAGUCAAAUGUGAGAUUAACCUUCAUGUAGAGCAACAGGCCAUUAUAUAGUUGUUCAGUAGUAUAGAUACACUUUGCAGUAUAAUAUUUAUAUUCACUAAUAUAAAAACCAAGACAUGACUCUUUUGUACUUGAAAAUAUAUGACAGUGUCAUUUUGGUUACUUAAGUGGAACUGCCUGUAUUAACAAGGAACUGGAGCACAACUUGUAACUGGGAAGGUAGAAAGAGGAUUACAUUAAGAAUAAGCCAAUUAAAUGUAAUAUGUUUCUUUGGUUCCUGUUGUCAUGUUAAUGUUACAGAGUGAUAAGCCAUUCUUAAAUUUGUAUCUUUUAAUAGCUUUAUUUUCAUUUAGGAUUUAUUACAAGGUUUUCUUAUAUCACAGAUAGAGCCUAAUAUAAUUAAUACAAAGGCCCAUCAGAUGGUCAUUCUAUACUGUAAAAAGAGGGAUUUGGCUUGGUGUUUUUAAAAAAAAGAUUGAUCUAAUUUUAUAUAUUCAAAUGUAUUGUCUGUAUAUGUGUAUAUAUACAGUAUAAAUGUCGUGUGUUCAGAGAGGCCAGAAGAGGGCACUGCACUACCAGGAACUGGAAUUUCAGGCAAUUGCAAGCCUCUGUGUGGGUGCCUGAAAACCAAAGUUAAGUCCUCUGCAAGAACAGCAAGUGUUCUUAACCACUAAGCCAUCUCUACAAGCCCCAUAUCUAUUAAAAAGUAAUAAAAAGCCUAGGUAUCAAAGCUCAUUUCUUUUAAAUAAAGAUAUUUGUGUGUGUGUGUGUGUGUGUGUGUGUGUGUGUAUGUAUGUAUGUGUGUAGCGGACAGUACACAACCUUAAGUCAUUCCUUAGGCUCCUCUUUUUUUGAAACAGGAAUUCUCAAUGGCCUGAAAUUUGCAUAGUAUGCUUGGCAGACUGGCCAACACCCACCGAGACAGUCUCCAUCUCCUCUCAGCACUGGGGAUUCCAUGUGUGUGUGUGUGUGUUUGUGUGUUGUGCGCGCGCGCGUGCGUGUGUGGCGCACAUGUGCGUGGUGUGUUCAUGCAUAGCAUGUGUGUGCGAUCAGAGGGCAACUUUGUGAAGGCAGGUUCUCUCUUUCCACCCUCUGUGGUUCCCAGGAUUAAACUCAGGUCCUCCAGGCUUGAGUGAUCCAUCUUGCUGUCCCAGUUUUGGCUUCUUCAAUGAUCUUUACAGAGACCGUGCAUAUUGCCCGCACCAUGCACAUGCAAAUGCAUUAAAUUAUUGUUGUUAGUUUCAUACUGGGGGGGCCACCUAACAAUCUAAUUUGGACUCUGUAAGUAGUAUUUUUAUUUAAAGAUAUCUCCUUCCAUGACAUUUUUUAUUUUGCACUUAUAAAAUGCAGGAUGAAGACACUGUUUGAGGAGAUCAAAGCAUCAAUUAAAAAUAACUAUAACCAAGAUCGAUCAUGGAGGCCUGUCCUUCCUUGGGGAGGAGUUUUUACUAUCAAGGCUGGCCGCAAAGCAGUAUCCUGUACACCCCUCUAUGUUGAAAUCAGACUGAAAAAUACCUGCACCAUAGAUGGAUUCUUGAUGUUACUGUAUGUCAUUCUUAAUGAAAAUGAAAAUUUCCCCAGGGGAACUCUCUCUCUCCAUUUUGGCAGGGAAGUUUUGUAGACUGUUUUCUCUUAUUUAAUGGACACCUACAGUUUUACAACUGUGAAGCUGCUUUGGAUUUGGGACAAGAUGGAAAAACAGCCAUACAAAUCUGAAGUUCAUAAAGCUUCAUUAGUAAUUGAUUUGUUUGGGAAGGAGCAUGAUAAUUUUACAAAAAAUCUUGAAAAUCUCAUGUCUACCAUUCAAGAGAGUUACUGUUCUAACUGGCGCUGCCCGACCCGAGUGCAGGAAGAUCAGCAGCGCACAAUUAGUAUAAACCCUCCCCAAGAAAUCCCACAUGGAAAUGAUACGACUGGCUUGGACGAGUUAUUCUGUUCCAAGAUUGAACUUUGUGAAGAGCGUGGGUGUGGUGGCUUAAGAGAAUCCCAACGAGUUUUCUGCCACGGGGCACCCCCUUUUGUUGUACUAAAUAUGCAGCAUUGGAAACCUGAAGAUCUGGCAUAUGUACCCUAUUACUUGGAUUUAUCUGAUCACAAGUACGUAGUUUUUGUUUAUAUUUUGGCUGAAGGCGCCACUUUAUUUAAAGAGGAACAUCAUUAUUUCUGCAGCUUUCCAGAUUGAUGACAUUGGAUGCACUAUGAUGGCCUCAAGAAAUUGAAUUUAAUUUUGUUAAAUAACCCAGAGUUUCUUCCUCUGUCAUCAUUGGUUUAUAUUCGAGGCAACAGAGAAAUAAAUAUAGACUGAUGCUGAAUUAAAUUGUUUUCCCGCUUGCCCAUGCUCCCCCAGAUGAAGGGCUCUUGUUAUGUAUAUACUUGGUAUCCAAGGAAACAGUUCAACUAUACUAGUUUCAGAGAUGUAUUUUCAUUGUUUUGCCCAGGUAAAUGUUUUAUAUGGAAGAUCUAUGCAAAUGUAUUUUUAAUGUAUUUUUCUGGGUUAUUUUAUAUAAGCAUAUGUUCUGUCAAAUAAAAUAUAUCUUGUGGCCUUUGUAAUUUUUAUUUAUAUAUACCUCAACAGUUUUUACAGUUUUAUCCUUAAAUCCAAGAAAAUACUUUGUCAUUUCAAUUCUAUAUUUUCCUUUUUAGAUAUCGGGUAAAUUCCUAGGGUAAAAGUCAGAGUUGUGUUUAUCUGGCUGUAUUCCUUUGCCUUACCUCCAAAGUGCACUAUGGAUUUGAUAGUAUUUGAAUGUACGGCUUAUGGGAUGGCUUAUUUACCCAUUGCUUAGUUUGUUUUACCCUUUGCUAAUUUCCUUGUGGUAAUUUUAAAAAAUAUAUAGAAAUGUUUUGUAGAUGAAACCUUUUCUUUGUGGUAGUAAGUUGCUGAAAUGUGUGCCCCCCAGUGCAUUUCAAGCAUUAAGUUAGCCUCUGACUUAGGUUAAUGUGAGCAUUACAGAUAUAUAACAAUCCUAAAUGUCUUAUCGUUAAAUGUAAUGAAAAUUACACUAAGUUAUUUUGCAGACAAAGCAACUAUAAAAAAUAUUAGGCUGGAUAUUAGUGUUGGACUAACAUAGAAAUGUGUUUAUGUACUUAAGAGGAAAUGUUCAGUUUUUAUUAUCACAGAGGAAAAAAUACUUUAAAAAAAUUAAAGUAACAUCUGGUUCCUGAUCAUUCCAUCAGGAGGCUUGGGUUUGUGUAAUGCCACGGAUGCAAAUUCACAGUCUUUUCUAGUCAGCAGAAUACGUGUUUUGUUAUAAACAACUUAAAGUCACUCAUCUUUUUACAAUUUGAAGGGAAGCUAUUUUUAAGGAAGAAUACUUGACAAACUAUCACUAAUUUUAGUGUUUACAAUAAAAUAACAUUGUUUUUUAUAUUGAGUUAAGAUUGGGGCAGUAUAUCUGAAGACUUUACAUGACAACAGAGUUCACUGCCAAAUACCAAACUGCUAAGGUUUCAUUAUAAAUCUUGCAUUUCUGUGGUGCCGUGUUGAGAUAGUUGUCUGUAAGGAUGGUAAAUGUGGGUAAAACCUGCUAUCACUGUCUCACUUUGACUAAAUAUUAUGAAAAUUGUUUUUAAUAGAAGGAUAAGUGGCAUUUUAAAAAAAAUCACCCAGGGUUUAUUUAAAUAGUUCCCCCAACUACGGUAAAUGGGAUUUAACUUAUAGCAAGCUUUCCUAGUAAUGUAUUGCAUGAAUCAAACUAUAAAACUAGUGUCUGCGUACAUAAAUGGUAUGGUUACAUUAUUAAUGACUGAGGUAUUCUUAAUGCAGAUUCUUCAGGGAAUUGCACUUUAUUUGGGUCAUUAGUUUAUUGUACAAUGACUUACCUACCUCACAGGGCUGUUGUGAGGGUUAAGAUGUUAAAAGUUUUUGCUACUUUGAACAUGCUAAUAAAACAUAUUUCUACCUCUUUUGUGUA